AUGUCUAAAUUUGAGGAGUUCUUUCCUAAUGAUUAUAUCCAUCUUCUAUUAGCUGCUUUUUGUGCAGAUGAAACAGGGAAGAAAGGGGGAAAAUGCCCUUUAUAAAAAAAUUAGGCUGUAAAGUUUAAAUAAGAGACUGGCAUCUAUAAAUUUAUGAAAACAGAAAAGAAUGUGGAUUUGAAUAAAUAUUUAUAAUAAUGGAUUAUAUCUGAAAUUUUUGAUGAUGAUUAGACAGGUUAUUUAGGCUUAUUAUUAGAAAAUUAAAAAAAUAAAUAAUUAGUAUUAUCACAUAGAUCCACUAAUUUUUAAUUAUCUCUCAAUUCAAACAUUUUCAAAGAAUCAGGUUUAUAAUGUGAUAUUAUGUCAGUUGUAUUAGGCACUUUUACAAAUCACUAAUAAUAAGCAUAUUAGUCAACUCAAAAAGCUGUCGAAAAAGCUAAGUAAUUAAACUAUUCGUUAUCAUUUUGUGGUCAUUCUUUAGGAGCCUGGUUAGCCGAAUUAAGUGUCUAUUAUUGUCAUUCAAAAUUUAAUGAACCUUUUCCAAAUACUAAAGCAGUGACUUUUGAUGGACCAGGCAGUUUUGAAAUGAUGUAGCUUAUGGAUCAAAACAAUGUAAAAGGUUAAUCUUAGUAAUUCUAUCCAGAAUAACUUGAUAUUGUGUAUUAUUUAUCCAUUCCAAAUAUGGUUAAUUGUAUGAAUUCUCAUAUUGGAAUUGGAUAUAGAUUAUACAAAGAGAAUUAUUAUAAGCUAUAGCUUCCUAUAUUAAAAUCCUUUUAGUCAUAUUUAGAUGCAUUCUUAUCAAUAUAAGGACAUCAACUUGAAAUGAUUAUUCCUUUAUUUGAUCCAUAAACUGGUAAACCAAAACAGGAGACAUACUUUAAAAUUAUAAAAUGGCCAUCAAUUAAGUAUUAACAAAGUAAUUAAGGAAAUAUGAGAAAUUUGAGUGAAAUGCUUCGUAUAUUUUCAAAUAUAUGUUGUCCUGAAAUCCUAUUGAAACUCAUUUUCCGAAUUGGAGUUAAGUUAUCUUGUUACAUAACAUGUUGUUCAACCAUUAUUGGAUUUGUAGAACUACUUCAAGGAAAUAUUGAUCUAAAUCAAUAUUUUUAAGUUCAUGAAAUAUUAUUAAAAACAAAGAAAUAUGACCCUUAGGUGAAAAAUGAGGAAGAAUUUGAUUUAGAAAUAAAGGGAGGUUACUAGAUUAUUACACCUAAUGACUAUGAAAAAGCAAUAAAAAAUUCAAAAUAAAUUGAUAGUAUUGACGAGCAUCUUAUUAAUUUAAAGAAAAAUUCUAAUCAAAUUGUCGCUUCAUCAUGUAGUAGAGAAUUGAAAUAAAUUUUAAUAUCGAUUUCAAAUGUUUAUUAAUAUAGAAAGCAAGUUUUUAACUAAUGCAUUGAAAUUAAGCCUGAAUUUAGAGAUAAAAUAACUAUUAAUUUAUUAAGAGAUUAAAUAAGAAUGAUAACACGAGAUAGAAUACAAGAUUUUGAAGUCUUUUUGAAUGAGGAUCCUAACUAUACUAAUAAAAUAUUACCAUGCUUUUUCAAUAGAAUAUUUGUUUACCAAGAACGAUGGAUUUAGAGAGAAGAAUUAAAAGAGAUUGAAAACCUAUUUUCUUAAUAAAAUGUUGUAGUAAUAACUGGACCUUCUAAAUUUGGAAAGACCGCAUUAGCAUAUUAAUAUGCAAAAAAAAUAAAAGAUUAAUGUAAGGCAAUUGUGUUUCCAUUUAAUGCUGAAAACAAAUCAACUUUGCGUGAGGAUCUUCUGUAUUAUCAUCGUUAUUUCAUCAAGUACCUAAUGAAACCUAUUCAUAUGAAUAAUUAUUGAAUGAUAUUUUUGCUGAUAUGUAAAAUAUCAAUUAAGAAAUAAUUAUCAUAUUAGAUAAUUUAUAAAAUCUUGAAUUAAGUUAAGCCUUCAUUGCUUAAUGGAAAUAAUACUUCCAAAUAAUAAUAACAACUGUCAAUAAUCAAAUAUUUAGUUAAACUCAAUAUUAGAUUGUCAAAAUUUCAGCAAUGACUGAAUAAGAAUGUCUCAAAUAUAUUGAUAAAGCCAUUCCUUAGAAAAAAUUGGAUGAUCAAUAAAAGAAGAUGUUAAUUAAUCUAUCUAAUUGCAUUCCUUUCCGUCUUGAUCUCUAUAUUGAUCUAUUAAUCGAUCCCAAGAAUUGUUUGUAAACAAAUGACGAAAGAUUGAAAUAUAUAAAAUAGAACAAUGAUUGUAAGUAUUUGAUAUAACAAAUUAAAGAUGAAUAUUCUAAGAAAAUAAUGAAUUAUAUCUCAUGGUUAAAUCCAAGUAACAUUGAAUAACGAUUAAUAUAAUAAUUAUUGUCAAAUCAUGAAUCCCCUAAGGAAAAUGAAAUAAAUCAGAGUUUAAUAAAACUUGCAGAGCAAGGAUUCAUUAGUAUCCUGGAAAAUAGAUGUAUCAUGAUAGACAAGGUUGUUCAAUCGGAAUUUAGAAGACAAUAGUAAACUUCACAAUUAAUAUAAGAAAUCUUAUUGUUUUUUUACAAAGAGUUGCCCAAUAUAGAAUAUGAAAAACAUAACUCACAAGAUAUUUAAAAAGCACGCAUUUAUCAUCUUCAUGCAAAAUACAUGAUAACACUUAUUGCAAAAAAAUAAUCUUUUAGUUAAUUCUUAUAAAAUAAUAAUUUAGAUCUAUUUAACUAUGCAACUAUUAUUACUUUAAAAUUAAGUAUUAUUUAUUAGUUUAUAAUCAGAGAUUAUUAGUCCUGCCAAUAUUAUUUGGACCUUUUUUGUGAUUAAUAUUUUCAAGCAAUGAAAAUGAAACAACCAUUUAAUCUCGAAGCACUCACUAUCGCAAUUAUCAACAAAACGAAAUUAUUUUUGACAAUUAAUAAAAAGAAAGAAGCCCUUGAAAAUGCUUAGUUAUUUUAAAUUAUUGAAAACGAAUUUAUUAAUAUACUUCCUUCUAUCAAAGCAUAAAUUUAUUAUUCGAUUGCAAUUGUAUAUUAGUAAUAUUAAUUAUAUGAUUACUCUAAUAAUCAAUUAGAAAUCUCAAGUAAAUUAUGUUGUUCAAAGCAAGGAGAAGAAGAUCUAAUGAGUCAAAAAAUAUUAAUGGCAUAAGCAGAGAAUUAUUAAUUCUAAAAAUAAUAUAAUGAAGCUGUCAAAUUAUAUAAAUAACUCAGCUAAAAUUUGAAAAUAUUAAAAGAUAAAAAUAAUCUGAUAGAUGUUGACAUACUCUAAGCCAAAUUAUAUUUUUAAUUAGGGAGAAUAUCUAGCAAAAAAAAAUAAAAUCCUGAAAGAACAAUAGAUUAUUUCAACUUAGCUAUAACAAUUUUGGCUGAGAAAUCUAAAAAUAAAGAGUCUCUUGAGAUGGCAGAAUUAUAUUUUAACCUUGGAUUAGUAUAAAAAAAAAUGAAGAUAUAUAAAGAAUCUUUGCGUGCACUUCAGGAUGCAUAUUAACUAAAAAGAAAAAUUAUUGGUGAUAUUUAACAUGAUACAUUUGCUGAAAUUUCUUAUUAAAUAGGGCUUUUAAUGAUUGAAACUAAUUAAAUAGAUGAAGCAAUACUUGAGUUUUAAAAAGCAAAAACUCUUAUGGAUAGCUCAGAUAAUUAUAAGUUAAAAUUCAAAAUUGAUUUCUAAGUAGCAUUAAUAUAAAAAUUGAAUGGCUAAAAGUUUUACUACAUCAAAUUUUUAGAAGAAUUGAUAAAUAAAAAGAGGCUUCAUUAUGCAUAUAUUAAUACUUCAAUUAAGAAGGAUAUAUAGUAAUUGGCUGAUGCAUAUGCUGAAUUGUUUAAGGAUGAUGCAAAAUAAACAAUAUUAUAUUAGUUGCUUUACUUCAUUACGAUUUUACACGAAACUAAAUUUUAAUAUUACCAACAAAAAAAUCCAAUAGCUGAUUAAUAAGAGUAAGCAAAGUUCUAAGUUAAUUAUAAAAAUAGCAAUGUUAAAUGGCUUAAGGAUUAGCAUUCUUAAGAAAUAAUCAAAAGGUUUGACAAAAAUUUCUUUAACACAGAAUAAACAAGAACCCUAAUUAUUAGAGGCGGAAUAAUAAAUGAAGAGGAAUUUUAAAUCAAAGAAUAACUCCAAGCAUCUACUCUGAAUUAGAUUAGAUAAUAUACCCUCGAAGGGAAGUGGAAUACAAGUAUCAUAACUGGAUUCGCACUAAAUUCAGUCAGUGAUUUCAUUAGUAGAAAACAUUUAAAAAAUUAAUUAAAGGAGAAAUUGCAUUAAAACUAGAAUUUCAAAAUAGUUCUGAUGUUUUGUUUUGAAGCAAUCAAUAUUGGAAUAGUAUAAUCAAAUUUUGUUAAUAUCGGAUUUGCCAAUAAAUUUAUUACUAAGAUAAAUAAAUAUGAAAAUAUGUAAAAUUUCUUAGAAGAUGUUAUAUAAUAGCAUCCAGAAUAUUUUAUUGAUGGGAAAAUUCUAAAAUCGUUAACUAAUGAUUAAAAUGUCUUAAUAGCUAAUUUAGGGGAGGAAGAAAAAUUAAUCACAUCUGAUAAAGAAGUAAGUAGAAUUAUUUUGACUAUGUGUUGA
Molecule: messenger RNA, 4484 nt
Organism: Paramecium octaurelia
Lineage: Eukaryota; Ciliophora; Oligohymenophorea; Peniculida; Parameciidae
Source: the annotation of a GenBank genome assembly